Messenger RNA from Mercurialis annua (annual mercury), 1059 nucleotides. RefSeq names its product pEARLI1-like lipid transfer protein 1. The record is from RefSeq and is a predicted model, not a curated record. Lineage: Eukaryota; Viridiplantae; Streptophyta; Magnoliopsida; Malpighiales; Euphorbiaceae. Bases 75 to 884 code for a protein of 269 amino acids. The transcript has a single exon.
UUCUCAUCAACUCUAAAAUCUAAUAAAAGCUUAUUACUUAGAAGAAUACAAGAUCCCAUCAAAGAAUUUUUGAUAUGGAUUCAAGAGUUGUAGCCUCUCGAGCAAUUUUUUUCUCUCUUUAUCUUCUCUUCUUCACUUUGGUUAGCUCUACCUAUGCACCUGACUACUCUAGCCACCCCAAAUCAACAACACCAGAAUCAAAAGAAUAUGCGCCUGACUACUCUAGUAAUCCAUCAUCAGCGACACCAGAGCAAAAAAACUAUAUACCUGACUACCCUAGCAAACCAUCAACGGCAACACCAGAACCAAUAGACUAUGCACCAGAUUAUUCUAGCCAUCCAUCAUCCGAGACACCAAAGCCAACCGACUAUACACCUGAUUAUACUAGCCACCCAUCAUCAACAAUUCCAGAAUCAGUAAACUAUGCACCUGAUUAUACUAGCACAACGUCAUCAGCAACACCAAAGCCGAUAAAAUAUUCGCCUGAUUAUACUAGCAACCCAUCAUCAACAUCGUCAGAGAUGGUAAACUACACACCCGACUAUACUAGCAACCCCUCAUCAACACCGUCAGAGAAGAUGAACUACACACCUGACCAUUCCGACCACUCAUACACUGAACCUAUUAAAUGCCCAAGGGAUACCCUUAAAUUAGGCGUAUGUGUAAAUUUAUUGAAAAGUUUGUUGGGUGUUACAGUUGGCACCCCACCACAUACUCCUUGUUGUAGUCUUAUCGGCGGUCUUGUUGAUCUUGAAGCUGCCGUCUGCAUUUGCACUAGCAUUAAAGCUAGUCUUUUGGGUGUUAACUUGACACUUCCAAUUGAUCUUAGCUUAUUGCUCAACUACUGUGGCAAACAGGUGCCACAAGGAUUUCAAUGUGCAUAAACUAAUGUCAUUCUGAGAGAUUUCUAUUUUUUGCAGAGUGUAUUUACUGAUUAUGCUUUAAGUAAUUUUUUUUCAGUGGUGGACAUUCUUCUUUCACAUGCAAUUUAAAAUUGCAAGUUUAUUUUCAAUUGAAUUGUAUUUUUUAAUUAUUAAUUGAUAUUAUUUUGAAUAAUUA